AAACAACGGUGGAGCGUCUAAAAGCACGCUUUGAGGCUCGCGACAGACCCACACCGGCGAAAGAUGACAAACUGGCCGCAAAGACGAGCUGAGGAUGCCGCACGUUUGCUCCUGUCUUUAACCCUCCGAGCAGUUUAAGUCCAAGCUACUACAUCUUCUGUUGUUCCUGAUGAGGCAGAAUUAGCACUAGAGCAUCAUGUUGGAGCCUCCUGAGCCAAACCUGGACAUUGCGGACUGGCUGUCUACCCUCCGCCUCACCCAGUACACCUCAUGUUUUCUGCAAGGUGGCUAUCAAGUUCUGGAAGACUGCAGGGACCUCACGGAUGAACAGCUCCUGGAGCUCACAGUGCUUCCUACAGGGCAUCGUAGGCGAAUCCUCCGCAGUUUGGAAGCACUAGGGGUGAAGCAGCAAAGUGGUGAAGAGGACGAUGAUGGUGAGGAGGGGGGGGUGGCAAAUGGGAAGAGGCGAAGAAAGCCGGUGCCCCAUCCGAGGCAUAUCUUUAUGAAGGAAAGAAAGAGGGGGACUUCUUGUCAGCCCCCCAAUUCAAAGGAAAACAGGGAAUUAGAGGGGUGUCAGUCUUUGCCCCCUGGAGCAGGGUUGGCAUCUAAAACGGAGAAUGUCCAACAGUGUGAAUACCCUCGCCCCCCUCUGCCUGCCCCACGAAAUCCUGAGAACAUUGGUGCAUCCAUUCCUUCACAAACUGAAAACCAAACCACGGCUUCUUUCAGCAGCAGUAGCGAAUCGCUUUCCAUUUCUGAAAUACCCUCUGAUUGGGAGCUUUCUCCAGAGGACCCCUCCCUGUCCAGCACUGACUCCAUGCCGUGUUCUACUGAGGUCCCCCACUCACAAGUUAUAGAAGACCUUGGAGGGUUUUCUGGGGAGAUGGUGGAGAACUCCAUCUAUGAGGCUCAUCCCUUUUCAAAGACUCGUGGAGGUCCACGGCUCACUCGGUCCUACCGACUGAGACACCGGCCUGUGCCUGAAAUUCCCAGUCAGGCUAUCCCAGCACUCCAAGAAAGGAGCGCUCCACCGGCGCAAACAACCAGCCCCGAACACCUAACCGUCUGCGAGGGUCCCAUCGGUGCAAACAGCAUACAGAGAGCUCCACUUCAAGGCGCCUUGACUCCGAUUGCUCCCUAUGGAGAAAUGUUCCUGUACAACAACCCUGAAAACACUCCGGACGCGGGUGCUAAAGAAGGGCUGCAGAAGGCUUUUAAGGACAAGAUAAAACAGAAGAAACACAGGAAGAAGAUGCCUAAAAAGAAAAAUUCCAAUGAAAAAGAGCCCCCUCCUCCUCCUAACAUCCCAGACCCUUACCAGGAUGAUUACUCCACAGUGGAAGAGUGUGCCAGCAUGCUGCCACAAGCUGCUCUGGACCCGAGUUUUGCAGUGACCUCUGAGGCUGCUGGACCGUCUGGCUCUGGCCCUACGGACACCUCUUUAAUCAUGGUGGAGUGCGACCUCUACUCUGAGCCCAUGGACGCUCUGGGGGGUGUGAGCAGAAACGAACUGCCCGAUAUUUCUCCAUACGCGUGCUUCUAUGGAGCCCCCAAACACCAGGUGCUCAAAGUGGGCUGGCUGGACAAACUGUCACCUCAUGGAAAGUGUGUUUUUCAAAGGAGGUGGGUGCGAUUUGAUGGAGAGAGCCUGGCUUACUACAACAACGAUAAGGAGAUGUACUCCAAAGGAAUGGUCCUGGCCAGUGCUAUCAGACAGGUGCGAGGACUGGGAGACAACAAGUUUGAGGUGGUCACAUCCCUUCGGACCUUUAUAUUUCGGGCUGAAAGAGAAGGGGAGCGCCAGGAGUGGAUGGAAACUCUUCAGUCGGCCACGCGCCCCCCCGCCUGCGGCUCCCAGAAGUGCUCCGACAGCCUCCCCCACCCCUCCUCUACAAACAAGCGAGGCAUGCUGGAGCUCCGUGGUUACAAAGGCAGAGUGCUGGUGUCCCUGGCGGGGAGUAAAGUCAGGCUCUGCAAAACAGAACAGGACUAUAAAGCAGGCCUGGCUAUUGCUGAAGUGGAACUGACUGCUGCCAAUAUUAGAGAAGUUGACCGCAGGGCCUUUGAAAUCAACACACCCUUCAAGAGCUUCUGCUUCACGGCCGAGUCAGAACGGGAGAAGGAGGAGUGGAUUGAAGCAGUCCAGGAAUCGAUUGCUGAGACACUCUCCGACUAUGAAGUGGCAGAGAAGAUCUGGUUCAACGAGGCCAACAGGAGCUGUGCCGACUGCCGCACCCCCCAACCGGAGUGGGUGUCUGUCAAUCUGGGCGUGGUCAUCUGUAAGAAGUGUGCAGGGCAACAUCGCUCUCUUGGGCCAAAUAUCUCCAAAGUACGAAGCUUGAAGUUGGACAGCAGUAUCUGGAGCAAUGCGCUGGUUGAGCUCUUCCUCGAGGUGGGGAACAAGCAUGCUAAUAAUUUCUGGUCUGCGAACCUUCCACCGGAGGAAGGGAUUUUUAGCGGAUCCUCAACAGAGCAACGUGCCACCUUCAUUCGCAGAAAGUACCGGGAGAGAAAGUACCGGAAGGUCCUCGAGGGGUAUGAUGACCUGGAGCAGCUCAAUCAGGCUUUGUGUGCAGCUGUGGUGUUGCCAGAUGUGCUGAAAACAAUGGAGCUGUUGUUCAGUGGGGCAGAUGUUAUGUGCGCCACCGGGGAUCCAACCUUCUCCACCCCGUAUCUCCUGGCCCAGCGUGCUGGACAAAGAUUACAGAUGGAGUUUUUGCACCAGAACAAACUCUCAGAUUUCCCCAGGCUGGAGCAGUGGUCUGAUAACACUUUGCUGUCAGACGCUUUCCUCUUCAUGGAUGGCUUCCUCUACAUCUCCUCCGGCCCCAUCAAGACGAUGCCGGACCGCCGUGGAAGAGAUGACAUGACCCGUCGUUGGUGCACGUUGGAGGGUGGCUUCCUGAGUUACUACGAGAGUGAGAGGAGCGCAACUGCCAUAGGCAGGGUGGAUGUCACAGAGGUGGUUAGCUUGGCUGUCAGCAACACAGAGACAAUGACUGGAGCCGGCACCGUGUUUACAGUGGAGCUGUACCUGCAGACGGAGCGAGUGAUGAUUGUGGGAGCAGAGACGCAGGAGACGCAGCAUGACUGGAUCCAAGCGCUAACAAAGUGUUUCGUCCCGUGUAAAGUCGAGGGGCUGGUGCAGAGAGACAGCGAGCUGAUUGGCAGGCUGCAGUACAAAGAGGGCCACGACCUGUACCACUGGAGGACGGGCUGGUUUAUGCUGGAAGGUUCAACGCUGCACUUCAGCUCAGGAGACGAGGACGAGGAGGAGGAAGUCCUUCAGCUCAAACAGCUGCAGGAGCUCACUGUUUCCACACAUACAGAGGGUGAGGAGAAGAUCCAAGUCCUGCUGAUGGUGGAGGCUGGAAGAACAGUCUACGUCCACGGAUUUACCAAGAUGGACUUUGCUCUAUGGCACUCUGCCAUCACGCUGGCUGCUGGCACAGAUGGCAAGGGCCUCAGCGACCAGCAGCUGACUAAAAAUGGCGUCCCUAUUAUAGUCGACAGCUGCAUUGCUUUUGUCACUCAAUAUGGUUUGUGCCAUGAAGGAGUCUACCAGAGGCCAGGGGACCCUGCUCGAGUUGCCCUGCUCCUGGAGGAGUUCACCCGCGACGCCCGCAAUGUGAAGCUGAGAAAGAAGGAGCAUCAACUAGAGGAUGUUACGGACACACUGAAGAGCUUUUUAUCCCACGCGGAGGACGCUCUGCUCACCAAGGAGCUCUAUCCGUACUGGGUUUCUGCUCUGGAUGAGAUGGAUGAGAGGCAGAGAGUGAAGAAGUACUCCACUUUUAUCGAGAGUUUGCCAAAGAUAAACAGGUCAACGCUUGACGCUCUCCUCCAACAUCUGUACAGGAUCCAUCAGUGCUCCUGUUUCAACCACAUGCCGAGCGACAAACUGGCCUCGGUCUUCUCCUCCUGCUUGUUCCAGACUCAAGGACAAACUCCACAGGAGACUAGCGUUGUCCAUGACCUCAUCAGCAACUACAUUACUCUCUUUAGUGUCAACGAGGAGCGGGCGCAACAGAUGGAGAGAGAGAAUAGCUUCAUUGCACGCUGGAAUGAGAAAAAGGACGCCACAUUCUCUCCAGCUGGGGACUUGAUUUUCGAAGUGUACCUGGAAAAGAGAGAGCCGGAGAAGUGCUGUUUGAUCAAGAUGUCUCCCUCCAUGCGGCCCUCUGAGCUUGCAGAAACAGCCCUGAGUAUGAGGAACAUCACCUAUAAAGCAGAGGACUUAUGGACCACCUUUGAGGUCAUUGAAAACGGAGAGUUAGAGAGACCGCUUCACCACAGUGAGAAAAUUCUGGAGCAGGUGCUGGAGUGGAGUAACCUGGACUGCCCUAGCUCUGCCUUUCUUGUUAUAAAGAAGUUUUCAGAGGCCAAAAGAGAGGAUGGGAAAGACCAAGUGCAGGUUGUUAAAGGGGACUAUCUGAAGUUCAGCGAUGGAUCCUCCAAACUGCUGUCUGGGCACAAAUUCCAGGACAAAUAUGUCAUCCUACGUGCUGAGAAGCUGCUGCUGUACAGAGAUAUCAAAGGCACUAAAGCUGAGAAGAUGAUCCAACUAAACUCUGUGAAAUGUUACCUUGGUCUGAGGAAAAAGCUCAAACCUCCAACCAGCUGGGGCUUCACAGUCUACACUGAUAAACAACAAUGGCAUUUCUGCUGCGAGAAGAGGGAGGCGCAGGUCAGCUGGGUGACAGACAUCAUCAGGAUGAAGUACGGUUCUGACCUCUAUCCUAAGAGCAUCAGUGUAAAACAAGCUGCAGAACCAUCAACAGGGGGCGCUGUGACUGAAGGCCAGAAGAUUCAACCACAUAACCACAACUCUGGCAAACAGCUGCCAGACAGACGGACUUCCCUAGAAGAUAGCAAACUGAGGCAAACCAAGGCCACCACUCUCCCCCCUAAGACAGACAACACGCUAAAGACCCCUGAGGUCCCACACAGGAGACCCUCAGUACACGCCUGCCAGCCUCAGCGCUUCCCCUCCCUGUCUUCAUCCAGACACUCACAGCCCUUGCCUUUACCCCUCCCUCCUCAGAGUGGCUGCAAGACCCUCGGCAGGAGGCCCGUCCUGGGGAGGGAGGGCAUAAUGCCACCUAAUCUGCUGAAUGAACUCAACUUGGUGCUGAGCAAGACGGGACGCAGUGCCAAGAGCAGUGAUUGACAGGAAGAGGAGUCAGGAGAAAAAAGAGGUACUGAACAGCCAGACAAACAUUACAGGGCAGAACAGAGACAAGAGAUGUUGAGACUGACAAAAAAAAAGACUGCACAAUGCAGAUCGAGGGAGAGGAAGUAGCUUUCAAAAGAGGAAUUCAUUGCCUGGAGGCAGAUUUUAAACUCUGAUAAAGCAAGGGAUGUAGAUAUAGGAAGAGGGAAGUGCAAAACAGGUGCAGAAGACACUGGAGGUCAUGCAGACCUCAGCUGGACAGGCCGCUGACCCAAGCACUACAAAGUGUGAUUUAUAUGCCAUCUUGGAAAACUGGAGUAUGUUAUACAUUCAAGUGUCAAACCUCACAAGUUUUCACAACUGCCUGCUACAUGCUACUUACAAAAGUUCAGUAGGCCCACUCUAAAAAUUAAAUAAAAGGAUACAGCUUAUAAAAUUAAGCUUCAAAAUCAUGAAAAAUGAGAAAGUAAAAUCUGCUCUAGGAUGGUGUGGGCAUGUCUGUUGAAUGAGCUGAA
Messenger RNA from Cheilinus undulatus (humphead wrasse), 5688 nucleotides. It is a transcript of the gene arap2, whose product is annotated as ArfGAP with RhoGAP domain, ankyrin repeat and PH domain 2. The transcript is spliced from 33 exons. Bases 197 to 5170 code for a protein of 1657 amino acids. Lineage: Eukaryota; Metazoa; Chordata; Actinopteri; Labriformes; Labridae. Gene Ontology annotation, biological process: signal transduction. Gene Ontology annotation, molecular function: protein binding; GTPase activator activity. The record is from RefSeq and is a predicted model, not a curated record.